Plasmodium berghei ANKA is the source of this 678-nucleotide messenger RNA. Its product is annotated as SNARE protein, putative. The record is from RefSeq and is a predicted model, not a curated record. The transcript is spliced from 2 exons. Bases 1 to 678 code for a protein of 225 amino acids. Lineage: Eukaryota; Apicomplexa; Aconoidasida; Haemosporida; Plasmodiidae.
AUGGAUAUAUGGGAUACCGAUUAUGAAAAAACCAUUGAAACAGGAAAAGAAAUUAAAAAAAUAUUGAGAAAAAAUGAAAAUGAUCGAAAAAGGGCUAAAAAUAGAGCAAUAUUGAGAGGGAAAAUAGCCGAAUUUAAUCAAAAUAUGAAAUUUUUAAUACACCAAUUAAACAAUAAUUAUAUAAAAAAUGAUAUAAGAUAUAAAUCAAAUGAAGAGAAAUAUAUGAGUAAAGUAGAGUUCCUAGAAACAAUGAAAAAAGAUAUAUUAGACCUGUACGAAGAAUAUGGAACGAAUAAUGAAUCGAACAUUUCGUAUAACAUAACGAUGGAUUUUGUAAAUAAUUUUGAUAGCAGAAAUGGGUCAUAUAUAAAUGAAAUAAACAGAGAAGAGUUAAUGUUAAAACAACAUAAUAUAAUGAGAUUACAAGAUGAACAACUCGAAUUUCUUGAAGGAACAACACAAAAUUUAAAAAGUAUUAGCUAUAAUAUAAAUAACGAAAUACAAGUGCAUAAUGAAAUAUUAGAUGAUAUAGAUAGAGAUAUGGAUGAAACAAGUGAUUUAUUGGAUAGGAAUAGUAACAUUUUUACUAGAAUUACUAACAACACGAGUAAUUAUUAUUUAUAUAUGUUAAUUUGUUUAUUAACAGUUACACUUUUCUUUUUUAUCAUAAUACUAUAG